AUACGCGGCGCCGACGGGUGCGUCGAGCUCGCCGCGGACCCAAGAUGGCGGCGUGUGGACGUGUACGGAGGAUGUUCCGCUUGUCGGCGGCGCUGCAGCUGCUGCUGCUCGCCGCGGCCGGGGCCGAGAGAUUCCCGAGCCAGGGCGGCCACAGCCAGGGCCAGGGCCCUGCGCCUAACUUUGUGUCCUUCAUAGGGCAGGCUGGAGGCGGCGGGCAGGGGGGUCAGCAGCUGCUCCAGCUGCCUCAGUCAUCUCAGCACCAGCACCAGCAGCAGCAGCAGCAGCAGCAGCAACAGCAGCAACAGCAGCAGCAACAACCGCCUCAGCCGCCGCAGCCGCCUUUCCCGGCGGGUGGGCCUCCGGCCCGGCGGGGCGCAGCGGGACCCGGAGGGGCUGGCGGGGGCUGGAAGCUGGCGGAGGAAGAGUUCUGCAGGGAGGACGUGACCCGUGUGUGCCCCAAGCACACCUGGAGCAACAACCUGGCGGUGCUCGAGUGCCUGCAGGACGUGAGGGAGCCUGAAAAUGAAAUUUCUGCAGACUGCAAUCAUUUGUUGUGGAAUUACAAGCUAAAUCUAACUACUGAUCCCAAAUUUGAAUCUGUGGCCAGAGAGGUCUGCAAGUCUACCAUAUCAGAGAUUAAAGAAUGUGCUGAUGAGCCAGUUGGAAAAGGUUACUUGCUUUCCUGUUUGGUGGAUCACCGAGGCAACAUCACUGAGUACCAGUGUCACCAGUACAUCACCAAGAUGACAGCCAUCAUCUUCAGUGAUUACCGUUUAAUCUGUGGCUUCAUGGAUGACUGCAAAAAUGACAUCAAUAUUCUGAAAUGUGGCAGCAUUCGGCUAGGAGAAAAGGAUGUACAUUCACAAGGUGAGGUGGUAUCAUGUUUGGAGAAAGGCCUGGUGAAGGAAGCAGAAGAAGGAGAUCCCAAAAUUCAGGUCUCUGACCUCUGCAAGAAAGCCAUCCUCCGGGUGGCUGAAUUGUCUUCAGAUGACUUUCAUUUGGACCGACAUUUAUAUUUUGCUUGCCGAGAUGAUCGGGAGCGUUUUUGUGAAAAUACACAAGCUGGUGAGGGCAGAGUGUAUAAGUGCCUCUUUAACCAUAAGUUUGAAGAAUCCAUGAGUGAAAAGUGUCGAGAAGCACUAACAACUCGCCAAAAGCUAAUUGCCCAGGAUUAUAAAGUCAGUUAUUCACUGGCCAAAUCCUGUAAGAGUGACUUGAAGAAAUACCGAUGCAACGUGGAAAACCUCCCUCGGUCCCGGGAGGCCAGGCUCUCCUACCUUCUAAUGUGUCUGGAGUCAGCUGUGCACAGAGGGCGGCAAGUGAGCAGUGAAUGCCAGGGGGAGAUGUUAGAUUACCGACGGAUGUUGAUGGAAGACUUUUCUUUGAGCCCUGAGAUCAUCCUAAGCUGUCGGGCGGAGAUUGAACACCACUGCUCUGGAUUACAUCGGAAAGGGCGAACUCUGCAUUGUCUAAUGAAAGUCGUUCGGGGGGAGAAAGGGAAUCUUGGCACCAACUGCCAGCAAGCGCUUCAAACACUGAUUCAGGAGACGGACCCUGGGGCAGAUUACCGCAUUGAUAGAGCUUUGAAUGAAGCUUGUGAAUCAGUAAUUCAGACAGCCUGCAAGCACAUCAGAUCAGGAGACCCAAUGAUCCUCUCAUGCCUGAUGGAACAUUUAUACACAGAGAAGAUGGUGGAAGAUUGUGAACACCGUCUCUUAGAGCUACAGUAUUUCAUCUCCCGAGACUGGAAGUUGGACCCCGUCUUAUACCGCAAGUGCCAAGGAGACGCGUCUCGUCUUUGCCACACCCAUGGUUGGAAUGAGACCAGUGAACUAAUGCCUCCGGGAGCCGUGUUCUCUUGCUUAUACAGACACGCCUACCGCACCGAGGAGCAGGGCAGGAGGCUCUCAAGGGAGUGCCGAGCUGAAGUCCAAAGGAUCCUUCACCAACGUGCCAUGGAUGUUAAGCUGGACCCAGCCCUCCAGAACAAGUGCUUGAUUGAUCUGGGAAAAUGGUGCAGUGAAAAGACAGAGACUGGGCAGGAACUUGAGUGCCUGCAGGACCAUCUGGAUGACUUGGCCGUGGAGUGCAGAGAUAUCGUCGGCAACCUCACCGAGCUAGAAUCCGAGGAUAUUCAAAUCGAAGCCUUGCUGAUGAGAGCCUGUGAGCCCAUAAUUCAAAACUUUUGCCACGAUGUGGCCGAUAACCAGAUAGACUCUGGGGACCUGAUGGAGUGUCUGAUACAGAACAAACACCAGAAGGACAUGAAUGAGAAAUGCGCCAUCGGAGUCACUCACUUCCAGUUGGUACAAAUGAAGGAUUUUCGGUUCUCCUACAAAUUUAAAAUGGCCUGCAAGGAGGAUGUGCUGAAACUUUGCCCCAAUAUAAAAAAGAAGGUGGACGUGGUGAUCUGCCUGAGCACCACUGUGCGCAAUGACACUCUGCAGGAAGCCAAGGAACACCGGGUUUCCCUGAAGUGCCGAAAGCAGCUGCGGGUGGAGGAGCUGGAAAUGACAGAGGAUAUCCGUCUAGAACCAGAUCUGUAUGAAGCCUGCAAGAGUGACAUCAAGAACUACUGCUCCAGUGUGCAGUAUGGCAAUGCUCAGAUUAUUGAAUGUCUGAAAGAAAACAAGAAGCAGCUGAGUACCCGUUGCCACCAGAAAGUUUUUAAGCUGCAGGAGACCGAGAUGAUGGACCCAGAACUAGACUACACACUCAUGAGAGUCUGCAAGCAGAUGAUAAAGAGAUUUUGUCCAGAAGCAGAUUCUAAAACCAUGUUGCAGUGCUUAAAGCAAAAUAAAAACAGUGAGUUGAUGGAUCCCAAAUGCAAACAGAUGAUAACCAAGCGACAGAUCACUCAGAACACAGAUUAUCGCUUAAACCCUGUGCUGAGGAAGGCAUGUAAAGCUGACAUUCCUAAAUUCUGUCAUGGUAUCCUGACUAAGGCCAAGGAUGAUUCAGAACUAGAAGGUCAAGUCAUCUCCUGCCUCAAACUAAGAUAUGCCGACCAGCGCCUCUCCUCAGACUGUGAAGACCAGAUACGGAUUAUUAUCCAGGAGUCUGCUCUAGAUUACCGACUGGAUCCUCAGCUCCAGCUGCACUGCUCCGAUGAGAUCUCCAACCUGUGUGCUGAAGAAGCAGCAGCCCAGGAGCAGACGGGUCAGGUAGAGGAGUGCCUCAAAGUGAACCUGCUCAAAAUCAAAACGGAAAUGUGUAAAAAGGAAGUUCUGAACAUGCUGAAGGAGAGCAAAGCAGACAUCUUUGUGGACCCAGUUCUUCACACAGCUUGUGCUUUGGACAUUAAACACCACUGUGCCGCCAUCACCCCUGGCCGAGGGCGUCAAAUGUCCUGCCUUAUGGAAGCCCUGGAGGAUAAGCGGGUGAGAUUACAACCAGAGUGCAAAAAACGCCUCAAUGAUCGGAUUGAAAUGUGGAGUUAUGCAGCAAAGGUGGCCCCCGCAGAUGGCUUCUCUGAUCUCGCCAUGCAAGUGAUGACUUCGCCAUCAAAGAACUACAUUCUCUCUGUGAUCAGUGGGAGCAUCUGUAUAUUGUUCCUGAUCGGCCUCAUGUGCGGACGCAUCACCAAGCGAGUGACACGAGAGCUCAAGGACAGGUAGAGCCACCUUGACCACCUGAGGAACUACCUGUCCAGUGCCCAGUGUGUACAGCCCUCCUGUAUAGUGUCCCCACUCACCUCGUUCUUCUGAGGUGACACCAACACCCGUGUUAGAGCAGCAGCAGGUACCCACUGCAUUGUCCCACCUCAGACUUCGCCCGUGUCCAUGGUGUCCUCCUCCUCGACCAUCCGCACAGCAGCAGCAGCUGACCGCUUUGGUUGUUGCCUUUGUUGGCAGACUUGGGCGUACCUGCCCCUAGACAAGCCUUUCGCAUACAGUGGAACUACCAGUCCUUCCAGAACCAACUUACCUGACCUGCAACUCAAAUGAUUUUUUUUUUAAAAAAACAAAAGAAAAAAAAAAGAAAUUUUUAAGGAAAGGAAAAAAUGUAUAUAGUAGCACAUCUCCUCCAGGCUGGAUUUGGGCAGUGGGAUUACUUUGUGACUAUAAAAUGAAGGCAGAACUUUAAGGGAAAAUGCGCCAUCCAAUUGCUAUCGCUGGAAUGUCUUGCUUAUUUCUCAGAAGCGCCUUUGGGCCAUGUCGGGGCCAUGGAUUUCACCGAGUAGUGGGACGCCACUAACCUGUCUUCUCUGGGUCUUUAUUUUCUUCUGAUGAAACAGUGAUGCCUUCCAGUUCCCACCUAACAGAACCACUGCUGGUCAAGACCCAAGGUGUUUCUGUGGUCUCCUCAUCUCAGCGAAUUACACAGGAGCCUCUUCUGGCCAAGGGCAGAUGGGCUGCAGAGGGGACCCGAGGUGUGAGGAGCUGGUCAGUCUGUUGGUCUGCGCUGAGGGCUGGGCCUGUGUCCCUGGGUGGGGGUCCUAGUGCUCUUCCUCCCCCAGGCCAGUGCACCACAUGGUCACCUUUAGGCCAGCCCUGCUAGGGUAGCGGUCGCUGCUGAAGUCAGCUGCCUGGAGGCAGUGACUGGGGCAGAGGACUGCUCAGAGCAGGAAGGAGGAGCUGGGAAUUGAACACUUUGCUUUACUUUUCAGGCAAUAGAGCAGGUAGGGGUGGGCUCAGGAUGUGACUUGGCAGCAGCCUGACCUUUCUCCAGGGUCAAGGCCAUUGUGCGUGGAGAGGGCAUGGAAAGUUCUUCCAGGAAGAAAUGGAGGUUUUUCUUCUCAGUCCAUUUACUGCAUAUAUCUGUUGUAGUAGGCAUUGGCUAAAUGUUGCCUUUUAGCGACUCAUUGAUCUUUCCAAAACCUGAGCUUAAUGGAAGCAUUAUCCCUGGCCACCCCCUUAUCCCUGCAGUGUAGAGGUGGCAGCUUUGGGGUCUAGAGAGGGAGGUGCAGGCAACACGGUUCAGCCAGACACACUUGACUUGAGUUCGGGGCAUGUAGUCACAGAGGCUGCGCAAGAGAGUGGCGUGUAUAGUAGGAGAUAUAUUUAUAUAAUAUAUAUUUUAUUAACCUGUUAGACAUCCACAAAGUAUUAUAAAUCAUGUGCCUAAAGUUGACCACAUGACCAUGCGCCCUCCCCUGCCCCCCCAGCCACUGUCCAUGUGCUGCAGGGCUGCGCGGCCUCUGUCUUCCCUGAAAUGUCUUCAGUACAAAGUGGGUCACUUUGUGGAUCAGUUGGUCCAGAUUGCUCCUUGUCUAACCUGACUGACGUAUAUUUGAAUACUGUGGUUUUCUUCUUUUUCUUUCUUUUCCUUUAACUAUCCAUCUGGAGGCGGUGGGUUCUAGAAGCCAACCAUACAUCUCCCAUUCCUAGGGCACAGGUCACCGGGGGAGCCACCGAGCUGCUGGUCCCCUCGGUCCUGUUCUUGGGGGCCUCCUGAUUCUCAGCAGCUGCCUGGGACUCGUGCAUCAUUUGCAAGAACCUGAAGCUCUUGCAGUCUGAGCAGCACCCGCCUCCGCCACUGCAGGGCUGCACGGAGCAGUGCACACGCCCAUCCCCGGGCUGCCGCUGGCGGGUGGGGCGGCGGCGGCGGGGUCGAGACUGGCUGUUCUCAGACCAGGCCCCACCCACAUGUCCGUGUGGUCUACAGGGGGUUCGGUGCCACCAUUUGAGGCGGGUGAUACCUUCCCCCGCUCUGCCGUGUCCCUCCACAUACGUGUAAGAACUUGUCUCGUUCACGUGUCUCAGUGAUUCUUUCUGAACUAAGAUCCCACUAGUUGUCUGCAGCACAUUUGAAAUUUGAAAAGGAGUGUGAUGCUCAAGACAUUCGUCACCUUUAGAAAUCAUCAAAACUGCCAGCAUCUUCAGCUGCUUGGUGUUAAGGAAACAUUUCAGCACCACACUUAGAACAGCUUCACUGGACUAGCGCUGGGCGGCCCAGGCAGUGUCCUAAACGUGUUUCCUGCGCCCGAGGCCUGGCGCCAUCUGAACCGACAGCCCAGCUGUGUCCAUUCUGGACUUCAUUUGGCAUCAUGGCGCAGGUUUUGAGACCCUUCUGGUUGCUGGCCUCCUCGGAGGCCGUUGGUAAAUCAACUAGGAAACCAUGACCCUGCAGCAGGAGCUGACGUGGGCUUUGGCCUUACCGCUCCUCCUGUCAUCUAGUCUGUGAACAGCAGCACGGGGGUUUCACCAAGGCCAGGCCUCUGGCGCUUGCUGAAAAUCGCAGCAGUAGGUAACCCACGUGGCCUGUCAGCUCAGGGCCCUGUCCCUGAGACUCGUGAGCUCUGCCACACUGCGCGGUCUUUCUCCUGGCUGGCGGCACUGCCGUGCAGGAGGCAGCAGAUGGUCAAGAGCAAGACGGACCGCUUUCUCCAGCAGAGCGCUCGCAGCAGGGGGGCCAGUGCGCGGACUGCGCAGGGCGCUCCCGAUGGCGUCCGCAGUCGCUGCCGUGCAAGAGACGUCUGCGUGCAAGCUGUGCCCAGGUGGCAGCCGUAGCGGAAGACAGGCCCGCUUCAGGCAGAAGCUGUCCUCUGCGUGCCCUGGAGACCCUGCUGCCUGGAAGAUGAAACAGAAAACGACUCUGGGAUGUCAUUUCUUCCAUUUCCUAAGGUCGCGUAAUAGAAGACUCUAGGAGUGAAGAGAUGAGCACGUCAUUACAUUUCACCAGAUAGCACAGAUGGGGUGUUUGGUGCCGACUUCCUCCGCCUUCCCGCUCAUGCGAGUGUGGCUGCUGGGCCGUGUGCUGCCCCCUGCAGGCCACGGCACUCUUCUCUCCCAAAGACCCUGCUGCAGUGAGUCCGGGCAGGGUGAGUGACUUCAUCAGGCCUCCCUCCUUAGCUGGUCUCAAGCUCAGAGCCAAGCCUUUCACUUCCAGCUUCUUCCUCCCCCAAAUCAGCGUUUUCCACAUACGACAUCUUCUAAGUCAUGGAUGAGAAAGCUGUCAGAGGGACUCCGGGGGCCAGUUAACGCAGCCUGACACAUCCCACCUAAAUUUGGGCCAUAGAACUAAAAGAACAUGUUUUUCUGAAUUAUGUAUAUUUUUAUCUUGCCCUUUGUUUCAGAUUCUUAGGAAUUUGAAAUACCUCAGAUAGCAAAGAAUUCUCUUUCAUUUGUCACCAUUUGGACAAGCACUUCAGUAGCUUUAUGAGACGCAGCAUUCCGGUGCCCUGGGUUUUCCUGGUCCUUUAUGGACACUUCUGUCCUCUUACCACUGGGCUUUGAUUCCCGUCUGGAGCCAGAGAUGCUCAGGCCUGCCUUUCUCUCCCUCACAUGUCUUGUGCUGUCUCUCUGGCCAUACUCCUGGGUCUCCUCUCUCCUCUAGAGCCAGGGUCAAGUGUCAGGGCCAUCACAGGUGACGUCAGAGCCCCCUUCCUUCCCAGACUUCAGACACCGACUUGGUGGGUCCUCACUGUGGAGAUCAGGGACUGUCUGUCUCCUGAAUCCUGACACUGGCUUCCUCUCCUGCCUCCUUCCCACCAUCCACCACGAUGUACACACAGCUAGGGCUGCUGGGAUCCAUGCAAUGGAGGAAUCUUCCUAGGCAAGGAGAAGAUGCAGACAGUGCCUCGACGUUCUUGCCUUCCCCUCAACAUAGAAUCGACACCUGAACCCCAGAGCCCAGCAGACCAGAGACCAGACAACAGGCAGGGUGGAGUGAGCAGGGGCCCGCUGGCCUGCAGUGCGCUGGACAGGGGUGGGGGCGGGAGAACCAGCCGCAGGAGGCUUCUCCAGGCUUCUCCCAGCACAGUGUCCCCAGUCACUCAAGCAGGAAAACACACUGCAGCAAACUGGGAGAUCCUAGGCCUUUAACUUUUUUUUUAAAAGAAAGAAAAAAAAGAAAAGUUAACAAGUCUCUUUUGUAAAUGGUUUUCCUUUCUAUGUAUAAAAUCUUGGCAGUUCCUUGUUUUUACAUGUUCAUGCUGUGUAAUUUUGAGACGUUACUGAGAUUCUGAACAUAAUGUGCAUUUUUUUCUGUACAGAAGAAAUGGGAGACUUUAAUAAAGAGUUUGCAGGUUUUUA
This is a messenger RNA of Condylura cristata (star-nosed mole), 7976 nucleotides long. It is a transcript of the gene GLG1, whose product is annotated as golgi glycoprotein 1. Gene Ontology annotation, molecular function: fibroblast growth factor binding. The record is from RefSeq and is a predicted model, not a curated record. NCBI's taxonomy places the organism in Eukaryota, Metazoa, Chordata, Mammalia, Eulipotyphla, Talpidae. Gene Ontology annotation, cellular component: Golgi membrane. Bases 45 to 3617 code for a protein of 1190 amino acids. The transcript is spliced from 26 exons.